Messenger RNA from Lactuca sativa (garden lettuce), 645 nucleotides. RefSeq lists its product as uncharacterized. Lineage: Eukaryota; Viridiplantae; Streptophyta; Magnoliopsida; Asterales; Asteraceae. The record is from RefSeq and is a predicted model, not a curated record.
AUGGAUAUUAUUGAUAUUCGCCUCGGAACGGGACUGGACCACUGGAGUUGCAAAUUAUCAGGUGAUGGCAGUUACUCGGUCAGCUGUCUCAGAAAGAUUGUGGAUGUUUCGCAGGUCUACAUCCCUGAGACUUCUGUGAUUCUUUGGUGUAAGGUGGUACCCAUUAAGGUGACAUGUUUUAUUUGGAGGGCAGUACAAGCUAGAAUUCCAACCACUGUGGCGUUAGACAAGAGAGGUAUUGCAGUAAAUUCCUUGCUGUGCUGUUCGUGUAUUGGGGCGGUUGAAUGUUCAGAACACGUUCUUAUGAACUGUCCAUUUGCGACUAUGAUCAGGAAUAAUAUAUUGGGUUGGUGUGGAUUAUCACAUGUUCAGGACUCUUUGAAGAAUUCUUAUGAUCUUCUUCAAUUGGCUGGCACAAGAUGGAACUUCAAAAAGAAAAAGGAAAGGCUGGUGGCGAUCUGCUAUGGUUUGCUGUGGAAUUUAUGGAGAUUCAAAAAUAAACGCCUAUUCCAAAUGGAAGGGACUUCACCAUCUUAUGGUAUCGAUUGCAUAAAGUCAAUGGUUUUUUACUGGUUGAAGCAUAGAAAUAAGAAUAGUAUUUGCAAUUGGGAGGAGUGGUUAAUCUCUCCGUUUUCUGAUUUGUAA